AUGGUCACCUUUGAUCCGCCCUUGUGGCUGCAGGUGUGUGUGGUGUGGGGGCAUACGGGCAUGCGGGCAUGGCCGUGGUGCUGUGCCACUGACACUCCAGGCUCACCCGCACCCGCACCCGCACCCGCACCCGCACCCGCACCCGCACCCGCAGCGACAAGCUUGGAUCCUUGAACUGCUGCGCAAACACCAACCAAGCUCGGUGAGCACUGCACUGCACGUCCGCCUGUGUCAUUCACAUUGUCCCUCCAGCAUCCCUGCUCACCACGCGCGCGCACAGAUCGUCGAUGUCGGCUGCGGCGAAGGCAGCCUGCUCUCCGCUCUCUGCCGACCACCGCUGCAACGAGACGUCUUUCCACUGCACCCAUUCCCCAGCCUGACUCGUGGCGCUUGUCCUCUGCCAUCGCACCACUGGAUCUACUCGGAUGCAGACCUGAGCUGCUUGACCUCGCUCAUCGGCGUCGACAUCGAUGCGCGCGCUCUCGCAGCCGCAAGGACAGCCAUACUCGCCGCGCAAGGCUAUCGUCCCAUGCCUCGUUGGAUCCCCUUCACUGUUCACCUGCUACACGCCUCCUUCGACACGCUGGACCAUAGACUCGUCGGCUGCGAUGCCAUCGUCGCGACAGAAGUGUGCGUGUGUCUGUCACCUUUGCAUUCCCCUCCAGCGCAGCCAGCCCAUCUCAACCACCUGUCCACUGCCGCAGCAUUGAGCAUCUCGCAGACAUUAGCAAAUUCGCACCGAUCCUAUUGGGCAUGUACAAGCCCAAGUUGCUCAUCAUCACCACGCCAGACUACAAUUUCAACGUCAAUUUCCACCCCGAGCUUGGAGCAGGAGGCUUUUCUGAUCCUACAGGUCGAACUGACCGACGCUUCCGACACGACGAUCACAAAUUCGAGUGCGUACAGCGGUGAAAUCAGCCCGCAACGUCCGCGCGCUCUGCUCACGAUUCCCUCACUCGCCCUUGCAGAUGGACAUCACAAGAAUUUCAGCAGUACUGCAAUGGUGUCGCCUCUGAGCACGGUUACACCGUCAGCUUUGGUGGUGUGGGCUCUGUGGGGCCUACCUCACCCGAGGAUUCCCCAUUCGCGACUCAAGGCGCCAUCUUCGAACGCGGCCAUCAACUCACCUCUCGAGAUACGCUCCAACAAGAAAGCCCAAGCGAAUGCGGCUUGCCCGCAUUCUUAUUUCCCCAAAGCUCGACUGCAUCACAUCACGAACCAGGUGGCGCUUUGACGACCUUUUGGACGCGACGCUUCGAUUCGCACACCCAACGAACCAUCUGUCACGAGGAGCAAGAUAAAGUGGAAAAAUUGCGCGUCGUCAAGUCCGCAGUGUUGCAGUUCUUUGCCGAAGAGGCCGAAGCACCCGUCUUGAGCGCAAAGGCUUCUCAUAUCACAGUAUCCCGUCUGCUCCUUUGGAGCGUUUGGAUUGACGAUCCCAUUCGCGCGCUGUGCGGAGGGCGAGUGGGUGUGCUGAUCGACGCAUUGCAGCUGCUCCCGUCGUCAGACGUCGGACUUUUGGAUUUCCAACUACAGCCUAAUCACAUUGUGGUCGCCUCGGAUGGUAGCCACUUGCAUCUGAUCAUCGCACCCUUGGGCGAAGGAGAUGAAGAAAAUUUCGACUUGUGGCUAUACCGCUCGGGGGCAGCUCAGCCGCCUACAGAAGCGUCAGAGUGGACCUAUGAGACUGACUGA
Molecule: messenger RNA, 1695 nt
Organism: Ceraceosorus bombacis
Lineage: Eukaryota; Fungi; Basidiomycota; Exobasidiomycetes; Ceraceosorales; Ceraceosoraceae
Source: the annotation of a GenBank genome assembly